AUGGCAUAUGCCCUUGAUACUGACUCAUUCCUCAAUGCAUUCUAUAGAAUGACAAGUAGACGAGGAUUGCCAUCAGAAGUGAUAUCUGAUAAUGGUACCAACUUUGUUGGGGCCGCAAAUGAAAUGAAGCAACUAGUUUCCAAGCUAGAUUCAGACAAAGUGAAAUACUCUUUAGCAAAUCGAGGUGUUCGUUGGUUUUUAAUCCUCCCCAGGCUCCUCAUUUUGGGGGUGUUUGAAUCAAUGAUCAAGUCAGCGAAGAGGGCUAUUUUUGCUAUCCUUGGUUCUGGGGACAUCACUGAUGAAGAGCUGAUAACCGCUUUUGUUGCUGCAGAAGGACUUAUCAACUCACGUCCUCUCACAUAUCAAAGUGCACAUCCUGGUGAUGAUGUUCCAUUAACACCAAACCACUUUCUCCAUGGUCAGUGUGGAGGAAUCUUUGCACCAGAUUCGGUAGACACUACCUCUUUCAGUCCCAGAAAAAGAUGGAGAAGGGUUCAAGAACUAGUACGACAUGUUUGGAGAAGAUGGAUGAAGGAAUGGCUACCUUCUCUCCAAUGUAGAAGGAAGUGGUUCACUCCAAGCAGAGAUCUUCGAGUUAACGAUGUAGUGCUUCUCAUUUCACCUGAUGCUCCACGCGGUACUUGGAACCUGGGGAUAAUUGUCAAAACAUAUCCUGGUUCAGAUGGGCAUGUGCGAGUCGUGGACAUAAAACUGAAAAGAAAAAUUUUGACAAGGCCAGUGUCAAAAGUAUGUCCAUUAGAGGUGGCGACAGAGGAUGUAGAGCGGAUAGAUGGACAGGAAGGACAGGACCACAAGCUGGGGAAGACAGACGAAGAGGAUGGACAAGACAGAUGA
This is a messenger RNA of Haliotis rubra (blacklip abalone), 855 nucleotides long. RefSeq lists its product as uncharacterized. The transcript has a single exon. The record is from RefSeq and is a predicted model, not a curated record. Bases 1 to 855 code for a protein of 284 amino acids. Lineage: Eukaryota; Metazoa; Mollusca; Gastropoda; Lepetellida; Haliotidae. Gene Ontology annotation, molecular function: nucleic acid binding.